GCAGAGGCAAAGGCACUCAUGGAAGAAAUACACGAAGGAGUGUGUGCUGCACAUCAUGGUCCAUACUCUGUCUCCAGAAGGGCGAUUAUUCAGGGAUAUUUCUGGCCAACGAUGAAGAAGGAUUGCGAAGAGUACGUACGCAAGUGCCCGACCUGCCAAUAGUUCCAGAAUAUGCCCGGGAGGCCAGCCACGAAUUACACGCCCGUCAGCUCUGUGAUUCCCUUCUCAAGAUGGGGGAUUGAUAUUGUGGGAGCCCUGCCGAAAGGAGCUGGGCAGGCAAGAUGGAUUGUGGUGGCAAUAGACUAUUUCACCAAGUGGGUGGAAGCUGAGCAACUUGCUGGGAUUACCAGAAGGCAGAUGAUCGACUUCGUCGGAACAAACAUACUCUGCAGGUUUGGGGUCUCGAGACAUAUCAUAUCUGACAAUGGAACCCAGUUUGAGGAAGCAGAGUUUCAAGACUUCCUCAAAACUUGGGGAAUUCAGCAUACAAAGGUGUCUGUUGCCUAUCCUCAGGGUAAUGGACAAGUGGAGAACGUCAACAGAACAAUCAUAGACGGAAUAAAGAAGAAGCUACUUUCAGAAGGAAGCAAAUGGGUAGAUGAACUACCCAGAAUCCUAUGGACAUACAGGACAACUCCAAGGAGAGCUACGGGUGACACUCCUUUUGGCUUAGCUUAUGGUUUUGAAGCCCGGGCUCCCGCUGAGGUAGUAAUCCCCACCAAGAGAGAAAUGGAAUAUGACCUGGAGGUGAACGAACAGAAUCAGGCCGUAGAGCUAAAUUUUGUAGAGGAACGAAGGGAUGAAGCACGGAUCCGGGCAGAGAAUUAUCGUCGCCAGGUGAAAUCUUACUUUGAUAGCAAGGUGAAACCAAGGGCGUUCCAGGUAGGGGAUUACGUCCUGAGGAAACGAGAGAAAAGUCAACCAACUAAGGGUGGGAAGCUGGCUAAGAAGUAUGAAGGACCUUAUAUCAUCAAGGCCGUUGUUCGCACAGGUACCUACAAGUUGGUGACUACCAAGGGGAAAGAAAUUGAUAGGACAUGGAAUGUAGAGCACUUGGUCAAAUUUUAUCAGUAAGAACCAUUUUGUAAAAACGCUCUAUUUAAGCUGUUUGUUUCAGUAAAUUGUUCUUUACUUUCAAGCCAAGUGCCUUUGCGAUUUCAUUGUUCUAUAGAUUUCUUUCAAAAAAAAAGGGGGGGGAGCACCCCCAGGCGAUAUAGACCCGCAUUACAGGGAGGUAGAUAAGUUUAUGCCACCUGCUAAAAAUAGGGGAGGUAGACAAGUUUAUGCCCCCCCGGAGGUAGAUAAGUUUAUGCCUCCGUCAAAAAUGAAGGAAGGGUUGGGAU
Messenger RNA from Cuscuta campestris, 1343 nucleotides. Lineage: Eukaryota; Viridiplantae; Streptophyta; Magnoliopsida; Solanales; Convolvulaceae. The record is from the annotation of a GenBank genome assembly.